UGCCCACAAUAUUAACAAUUUAAGUAUUUGGUGAUAUUAAAUUAAUAAUUGUCAUUUAAUUCCGCGAUCAGGAAGUGGUAACCGUGUCCGACUCGGAGUCAAUAAUGUUGUUUUUUGACACAAACCUGCUGGUACAGCGAUUGGGAAUUAUUUGAUAAUAAUAAGCGCCAGAAUGCAUAAAGUCAUCAUGGCCACCAGCACCCCAAACACAGAGUACGUCUGUACGCUGAGUGAAGCCAGGAUCAAGCAAGCUGAAGAAGAACUCAAUGAGAAACCACAAUGGCGCAGUAGGGACAUUCAAGCACUCAGGGAUAUGGUCCUCAAAAAACCAGAGCUAAAAAUCAGAACAGAUGACGCCUUUCUGCUGCGAUUUUUACGUGCAAAAAAGUUCGAUUACGAUCGAGCAUUUAACCUACUCGUCAGACACUACGAGAUGAAAGCUGAUGAGAAAAACAAGUCACUGUUCUUGAACCUACGACCGGCAAGCAUUAAACAUGUCCUGGAAGCUGGUGUAACUGGUGUUUUGCCACACAGAGACAAAUUAGGGCGGCGGGUUAUUAUGUUCAGACCGGGGAGAUGGGACCCUUCGAAGUAUCCUAUUGAUGACAUCUUCAGAACAAACUUUUUAACCCUGACAACACUUUUGGAGGAAGAAGACACACAGGUUGCUGGGGUAAUCAUGUGUUUGGAUCUAAACGGAAUGGGCUUCUCACACGCCAAAACUAUAUCGCCAUUUUAUGCUAAACGGAUUUCAAGCAUUUUACAGGACUGUUUCCCCAUGCGAUUCAAAGGGAUUCAUUACCUGAAUGAGCCCGCUGUGUUCGACUACAUAUUUGCAAUAAUGAAACCAUUCCUGAAGGAAAAGAUUCUUAGCAGAGUACAUUUCCAUGGCAACAAGUACCACGAGUUGAAAGAGUAUAUUGACGAGGAACACUUGCCAUCGGACUAUGGAGGCCAAGGGCCGCCUUUUUCCAACGAGGAUUGGAUGAAAACCCUGAUGGACUCCGAUUCCCAUUUUGACUCUGAAGCAAAGUAUUGCUUGGUUAAAUCGACUGGAAAAUCAGAAACAUCGAAAGAGACAACGGUGGACUGUUUAGCUGGAUCGUAUAGGAAUCUUGACAUAGAAUAGUCGCAACGUAUCUAAAUGAUUAUGAAGUGCAACUUACAGGGUUCUCGCUGUUUCCUUUUUUAUGAUCUUGAAAUUUGAAUGUUAAGCUCGGCUGUUUUCGGAGAAAACCCGAGGUAUUGUCAUAGCCAGCUUGUCCCCUGUCCGCUGUGCUUAAACCUUAACAUUGGCUCUAAAAUCAAAGUGCUUCCACUAACAACUUAGAAACUUCAUAUGUAGCUGCGCCUUGAUGAUUUCUACAUGCCCCUAUUUUUGGGUCACAAGGUCAACGGUCAAGGCCACUGUGACCUCUAAAAAAAAAUAUUCUGACAAGCUUUCAUUUAUUCAAAACUGCACCCGCAGCUGAGCGUUGGCACCAGCUAUGCCGUGCUCUUGUUUUUGUUAACAAGCAGUCGGGCUGUUCAUUAGUGCCUUAUGCAUACAUGCUGUAUGUUUUUGACGAGAAUCAUUUCAAAUAGAUCAACAUGUAUUCACUUAUUGUUAAAGCGGGUCUUUAAACCACUAGGUAAUAUUAUGUCGAGAAUACAGGUUGGUUUCUUUGUUAGUGAAUUAUAUUUAUUCCUUAGAGUGGAGCUAUUUUCAUGUCCAUUAACACAACCGGUAUGAGCUUGGAACUUAUGUAAACAGAAGGCCUUGUAGUCAAAGAAAAAAUCAAACCGGCCGCAGGGUAAAAUGUAGCUGGUGUGAAUGAGAUGUUAUUCGGCUUAUUCUGUAUAUUUUGAAUACAUGUAUAUGUUCAGUGUUUGAUGAUUUGUAUACAACAAAAUGGUGGCAUAUAGUAGCCCGCCCGUCAGUCUGUCAGCUUCUUGUGCGGAGCAUAGUUCAGGAAUUUUUUAAUUGGUUGAAAACUGCUUCAUAUAAUUAUUGAAUUGGUUAAAAUACUGACAGAAGGUCUUAAGGGACAGCGCAGAGUACAAGAACCAUAUCUGUCUUUAGAAUUUACAGAGUUAUAGGACUUAAGUUAAUUUUCGUGUUCAGAACAUAAUAGUUAAAGUUUUUCAAACAUAGCAGGGUCAAUGAAUAGAGGACAUGGAGAGAAAGUUUCAAAACCCGUUAUUCUUUCUACAGUAGGUUUUGGAGUUAUUUGUCUUUUCUUCAUUUUUUGGCAGCACACAAAAAAUAUUUAAGGGACACAAAUUAUAAUAUAAUAAUACAAUACUUUGAGAGAAACUUUGUAUUACAAGAAAGCAUUACUCUUUCAAAUUCUUUGAAAUUGAGUUAUUGCCCUUCAUUGAUUUUUUGUUAUAAAUGCACCUUGGGUGUUUACUACUCAUGGGAAGGUAACCCUUGGGUCAAAACAAUACUUCCGGGGCAAUAGUCAUUUUCAGUGACAUCACUUGUUUAACCCUUUGCAUCCUGGGAAAUUUGUCGUCUGCUAAAAUGUCAUCGGCUGAAUUUCUAAAAUAAGCUUUGAUUUUUUUCAAAGAAUACUAUCAGAUAUGCAAACAGUUUGGAUCCUGAUGAGACGCCACGUUCUGUGGCGUCUCAUCUGGAUCCAAAUUGUUUGCAAAGGCCUUCAAAAUUCGGUUCCAGCACUGAAAUGGUUAAGUGUAUAUGAAGCAAGGUUAGCUAAAAAGCUUCAACAGAUAGGAAACAACCAUAACUAUUUCAGAAAUUAGCUUUUAUAGCAGUCUUUUUUGUUCAUUCCAUUGUUAUUGAAUCAUUUAACAACUACAGCUAAUCUUAAUAUUUAUGAAAGCAAUGCAUGGUUUAGAUUAUAUUUUAUCAAUUUAACAGAAAUCUCAACUUUUGCAAUUUUACGUACAUCUAACCAUUUUAUAACAUGUGAUGAUAUUUUAUAUGUAACUUUAUAUUUACGGUGUGUGAUUACAAUUGUUAUGUAAUGUUCUGUUUUGUCCGUCAUCUUGUGGUUUACAAGAUUUUAUGCGGCAUUCAGGGAUUAAACAGUAACACAGGUAUUCCCAAACUUAAAAGGGACUCAUUUUCGCUUCAUUUUGUUUAGUGCUUAGCGUUUUUUGCUAUAUUUAUAUUUGUUUUCUGUUUUAUUUAUAUUGUAUGAUUUUCAUUUUCUCUAUACUUGAUAAAACAGUUGUUGAACAUAUUUAACUUUAGUAAAAAGGCACCAAUUUAUUUUAUGAAAUUAUUUAUAGACGACAUUCAAAUAAAAAUUCUUAUUUGUUUCUCAAUUGAAGAGGCCUAUUUAUACAAGCCAUGAAGAGGCAUGAAUAUGUGCGUACCAUACAGAUAAAUUCCGCAUAGUUUUGGUGUAAUAAAUUCCAAUUGGUUUAUCUUGUUUAAUGAUAUUUAAGCGACAAUUUUCAUGGUCGCAGUUUCAGGUACAUGAUUAAUGUGAUUUUAGCAUACUUUGUGAAUUAUUUCCCUUACUCAUACACGAAUAUAUUGUAUAUAUAACGCUUCUGUGGUGUUGGAUAUCAUUAAAAUUCAUGUGUACAACAAAUUAUAUUUGAAUAAUAUAUUUAAUGGAAGUGUCAUAAACUGUGUUCUUUAAGAUGGUCGAGCGAUUUUUAACUCCACGAUAUUCCAUGUAACUAAUGUUUGAUAUUGUAAAUUCUCUUUGCAGUUCAAUACCUUAAUGCAUAACUUUAUGCCACUCAUGUAGAACUAUAUACAAUUCUACAAUACUGAUAAUGGAAUUUGGUAAAUGAGGAACCAUCAUAAGAAUAUUAAUAAAAUCAUAAAGCGUUAAAAAAACGAAACAAAUUAAUGAUUUUGUGGCGUUUUUUGUUGUGUUUAUGUUUUGUCAAAAAACGUGGAUUGCUUAUAUAAAGUAUCAAUUGUAGUAUGUUUUUUAACAGCACUGAUUGCCGAUUGGUGUUAGCGAUAGCAUUUAAUCCUAUGGUCAGUGAUUCGAGCCCAGGCGGGGGGGGAAAAGUUUUUAUCUUUUUUGUUUCUUUCUUAAAUUAUUUUCUUAUUUUGAAAUGGAGCUUUUUUGUUCCGUUUUUGCAUGCAUCAAUUAGAACAAUAUAAUGAAGAACUUCAAAUAACAAAUGUGGGAAUCUGUGAACAAGUCCCAUUUAAAUAAUAUAGAAAUUAAUUAGUUCCAAUAUUCAAGUAUGCUACAAGGAGCUUUAUUUUCCCUUUGAUUUAGUUUCUACCAUAUAUUAUGCAUGUACUAUUUAGUUUUGUGAUCAUGUAAUAUACAUGUAUUGUUAUUUCAUAUCAUUAAGAUCUGCUGAUCAUAUACAAAAUCGGUAUUCUUUAUUAUUUCUACACAUAUUAUAUUUUAAAUUAAUAUGAAGGGUAAGAAAUUAACAACAUUUCUAUGGCGUUUUACCAAUAUUUUUAUGCAACUAUAAUAAAAAAGACUGUCCAUAGCUGACUGAUUUUCCUGUUGAAAUGUAUGAGACAUUCCUGUUAUGUGUUUGGAGUGUACAGUUUGAGCAUUUAUGAUCUCAUUUGUUCGACUGGAGUUGUGAUUAAUGGACUCCGACUAGUGACGGAUUUCUUGAUGACGUAUCUUAAUCAUUAUCUUACGUAACUGCAAAAGGGUUCUACUUACUGCUUUGUAUUGGUCGUUUAUGAUUUUUAUGUCCCCCAGUCUAUACUGGGGGACAUAUUGUUUUUGCCCUGUCUGUUUGUUUGUUUGCGUCAAUCUUUAACAUUGGCCAGAACUUUUGCAAUAUUUAUGAUAGCAACUUUAUAUUUGGCAUGUAUGUGCAUCUCAUGGAGCUGCACAAUUUGAGUGGUGAAAGGACAAGGUCAUCCUUCAAGGUCAAAGGUCAAAUAUAUAUGGAAGGGGGACAUUGUGUUUCACAAAUAUAUCUUGUUAUAAUUUCGUUUGCAUUCCAUUCAUAAGCUUCUAUAUCGAUAAUAACAUGCAAUCAUAUCAUUUUUUAAAAGCUGCGGAUAUGGGGAUGAGAAAAUGAAAGCAUGAACGCCGCAUUUAUAUAUAUAUUCAUAUAAAUGAAAGCCGCAUAUAUAUAAAAAAAACUUGAAAGCCAUGUACAUUUGUAUAUCUGUAUAUCAGCUUAACCCUUUUCAUGCUGGGAAAUUUGUCGUCUGCUAAAAUUUCGUCUGCUGAAUUUCUAAAAUUAGCAUUUUCUUUGAUUUUUUUCCAAGAAUACUAUCAGAAUAGCAAACAGUUUGGAUCCUGAUGAGACGCCACGUUUUGUGGCGUCUCAUCAGGAUCCAAACUGUUUGCAAAGGCCUUCAAAAUUCGGUUCCUGCACUGAAAGGGUUAAGAAUGCGUUACAAGAGUUAUUAUUUUACACUUCAACGCAGUUUAUUUAUUUAUGUUUACUAUUUUAUGCACUUUUUAGAUAAACACACAUAUUAUUGAAUUUUUGGAGUUGUGAGAAACACAAUUAUUGUGUAUAUUAUAAAUUGUUAUAGUUACAAAUAAUUUUUAUAGUCACAAACAAGAUUUUUUGUAUCGGUCGGUGAUUCAUGAUUAUUGGAUUGUAAUAAUGUUGUUCAUAUAUUGAAUUCGUUGUUGAUUGUUGUCUUACAUGUGUUGUCCUGUUUGUAUAGGAUUUGGUUUAAUUGUUUAGUUAUCACUAUAAUAACUAGAAAAAUGGCGCGGCAGAGGCCGACGCAUACCCCAGGCCGAAUAGAUGUUACAUUAAAAGGCAAUUUUGGAUGGGCAAGGCCUAUGUUGGUGGCGCCCCGGGGUGGGUAAUGUGAAAAUGGAUGGUCGAGAUAGACUUUUUUGUCAUAAGAGAUGUUCAGUACUAAUUUGGUGAAUAAAUGAAGAAGUUAUGUUAAACCAGAAAAAAAAUUGGGUACGAAAAAAAUUUGGGUACAAAAAAUAAAUGGGUAUGAAAAAAUAAUGCCAAACAAAAUUUCGAUACGAAACAAAAAUUGGAUAGGAAAAAAAAAAUUGGGUACAAAACAAAAAUUUUGGGAAAAAAAAAAUUGGGUACCAAAAAAAAAAUGUGGGCGUGAAACAAAUUUUGGGUAUGAAAAAAAUUUGGGAAAAAUAAUUGGGUCCAAAAAAAUUUGGGUUCAAACAAAAAUUUGGGUAUGAAAAAAACUAGUACGAAGAAAAUGGGAACGAAGAAAAUGGGAACGAAAAAAAAUGGGUACGAAAAAAAAUUAGGAAGUAGUACCGGUGGACCUCUCGAUAAAUUUGAAAGAGGACGGGGACCAAGCUGCCUUUACCUUUAUCAAUGGCCCUGGGGUGGGUAAUGUGGACAUGGGUGGUCGAGAUAGACCGGGUUUUCAUAAGAGAUGUCCAGUAUUAAUUUAAAGUCAAUUGGUGAAUAAAUGAAGAAGUUAUGCUUAAACAAAAUUUUGGGUGGGCAUGGUCGGGCACUAUCUCCUACACUAUUAGCACUAGAACCUUGAAACUUGCACACAUGGUAGCAAUAAGCAUAUGUGCGACGGUGCACUAUUUGGAAUUUUUAUAUGAUCCCUGGGUCUAAAGCUAUUAUCAUGUGGGUCGCAUGUUGUUAGUAAAAUGAGUUUUUUACCAAUUUCACCCAUUUAUUAACCCAUAACUUAUGGUCCAGGGGUCAGAUCAAAAUUCCGUCGCCGUCACCGUCGCACAUAUGCUCAUAGCUUCCAUGACUUUUUUUUAGUGUAAGUUUCAAGGUUCUUGUGCUAAUAGUGUAGGAGGAGAUUAUAAGUGGCCAGGACUGACGGACAGAAAGCGGAGAUCAAUACAAUAUCCCAUGCUUUUAAAAGCGUGGGGAUAAAAAGCCUAUCGGACGGUCACACUUUUUUCUCUCCUUAUACUCUGGAGUAUCAUUAAUUCUUUAUUUUUACAAAAUCACCAUUGAAAUGAAAACGAUAAAUAAAUAUUGCAGUAAAUCGAUCAAGUUGCAGAUAUAAGUUAUAUAUAUAUAUAUAUAUAUAUAUAUAUAAUCUAUAAUUGUUGUGUUAACAUUUGCGGGAAUUCCAAAUGUAUUAGUUGGUCUCAAUUGCACACGAAGUAUAAUUUACAGAGGGAGAAUUGAAUAACCGUAUUGUUUAUAAUCCCCCGCCAUAGGCGGAGGGAUAUUGUUUUGGCGUUGUCCAUCUGUCCGUCUCUCCGUCCGUCUGGAGCCAUAUUUUGAAAGUGCUUUGGUAGAUUUCAUUGAAACUUGGUGUGAGUAUAAAUAUGGAUAAGAGGAUGAUGCACGCCAAAUGGCAUUGUACAAAAUCUGUUAACGUAGUUAUGGCCCUUUGUAUCUUGAAAAAAUGCUUUUUAAUAUAAGCUUACAGCUUUAUCUACAUUAACACAUGAGCCAGAGCUAUGAAACUUGCCAUAGUUGUUCUCAAUCAUUUGGGGGUGCUUCACAUUCAACACCCAUAAUCCUAGGGGCUAAUGUCAAAGUCACACAUUGAGGUCAAAGAUCACAAAUUUGAUGAAUUAUUCAUCAUUAAGUCAUUCCUUUACUAUGCAAUGAAACUUUCUAUAGUUGUUCUUAAUCAUCUGGGGGUUGUGAACAUUCAACGCCCAUAAUCCUAGGGGCUAAGGUCAAGGUCACACAUUGAGAUCAAAGGUCUACACACAUCCAUAAACAAAAUUUAUUUGGCGGGGAUAUCCAUUCAACGAAUUUGCUUGUUAAAAGAGUAACACAACCAUGUUAAACCAUGGUCUCGUGCAAAUUCCCAAUUUUUCUCGCAUUCAAUUAAACAAUGUAAUAAGCAUUGAUUUGUCAUUAAGCAUGUUUGCGAGUGUGUGCGAUUGUUUAUGUGAUGAUAUAAGCUUAAUUGUAUUUUAAAUUAAAUCGGCAUUUGCCUUCGAA
Molecule: messenger RNA, 7779 nt
Organism: Dreissena polymorpha
Lineage: Eukaryota; Metazoa; Mollusca; Bivalvia; Myida; Dreissenidae
Product: alpha-tocopherol transfer protein-like
Exons: 8
Coding region: 173-1129 (318 amino acids)
Cellular component (GO): membrane
Molecular function (GO): phosphatidylinositol bisphosphate binding
Source: RefSeq, a predicted model, not a curated record